This is a messenger RNA of Uloborus diversus, 3627 nucleotides long. Its product is annotated as PHD finger protein rhinoceros-like. Lineage: Eukaryota; Metazoa; Arthropoda; Arachnida; Araneae; Uloboridae. The transcript has 17 exons. The record is from RefSeq and is a predicted model, not a curated record. Bases 1 to 3627 code for a protein of 1208 amino acids. Gene Ontology annotation, biological process: regulation of transcription by RNA polymerase II.
AUGGCAUCAUCAGCAAAACGAAGAACCAAAGGAAGCAAAGCUUCCGAUGGGAAAAGAAAACGGAAACACAGUGGGAGUGAUGAAGAUGGUCCAGCUUUUCUUUCUUCCAAGUAUGCAGAACCACCAACUUCCAAAAUAUAUAAUAGUCGAUUUUUGACUAAUGCUCCAGCUGAAUUAUUUCGCAAAGAUCUCAUAAGUGCAAUGAAGCUACCUGAUAGUGAACAACUUACUACUGAUGAAUAUUGGUUGAUUGAGGAUCCUUGGAAACCAGAAUGGGAGAAAGGUGUGCAGGUUCCAGUUUAUCCGGAAGCAUUGCCAGAACCAUCACUACGCAUUAUAAGGAAGAAAAGCAAGGAAGCAAACUUCAAGCUCCCCAAAAAGCUCAUUCGUUUUACUCGUGAUGCCUUUUUCAACCCCGAAAUGCAUGUCAUGAGCUAUACGAAUACGCUUGCUGAGCGAACUUGCCGGUAUGACAUGGAUGAUGUGGAUAUACAAUGGCUGAGGCUUAUUAAUGAAGAUAGAGAAGAUUUCGGUCUUCUGCCUCUAGAAGAAAAUGUUUUUGAGCAGGUCAUUGAAGAGUUUGAAGCUCAGGCGUAUGUAAAUUUUCAAGAAGCAAUAAAAAGUGAAGCAGGUUUAGGUCUGGAAUAUGAUGAAGACGCCAUCUGUGAUGUUUGUCGAUCUCCUGAUUCUCAGGAGGACAAUGAAAUGGUAUUUUGUGAUUCAUGUAACAUAUGUGUCCAUCAAAUAUGUUAUGGCAUUACCAAAAUACCUGAAGGUAGCUGGAUUUGUCGUACUUGUGCUCUUGGUAUCAGACCAGCUUGUGUCUUAUGUCCAAAUAGAGGUGGAGCUAUGAAAACCACAAGAUGCGGUCAAAAGUGGGCUCAUGUAAGCUGUGCUGUUUGGAUACCUGAAGUUUCUUUUCUUAACUUUGUGAAGAUGGAGCCUAUUGUUAAAAUAACUCAUAUACCUGCUACUCGAUGGGCUCUAGUUUGUAUUUUGUGCAAAGAAAAAAAUGGAGCUUGUAUUCAGUGUGCUGAAAAGGGCUGCAAAUCAUCAUUUCAUGUCACCUGUGCAUUUAAGGAGGGCUUAAAAAUGAAUGCAACAAUCAGACCUAAUAUGACGGAAGAUGACUUAUUAAAAGCUUUUUGUUCCAAACACAGUAGAAGAAAGCAUUUAAUGUUUUCUGACUCGGAAGGCGAAAAUGAGCCCAAAAAGAAGACUGAAAAAGAAGGUCGAGAAUUAUUAAGCAGUGAACAGCGAGCUAAUCUGAGACAACAAAAAAUUCAAGAAAAAGAAGCUCAAUUUUACAAUUAUGUAAAUCUUGGUGAUGUUGCCGAAUUAUUCCAAUUUGAUCGAACGGAAAUUGAAAUAAUAUUCAAUUACUGGAAGUUAAAACGGAAGGCCAAUUGGAAUCGAGCACUCUUGCCACCGAAAAUCGAUACAGAAAAUGAAUGUUCUGAAGAAAAUGCUCCAUUUGCUUUCCUGAAAAAACUUGUACAUCAUCGACAAGACCUGGAGAGAGCUCGCAAUCUAUGCUACAUGACAAUGAGAAGAGAAAAAAGUACCAAACAGUGGGUUCAAAUUAAAGAAAAGAUAUUUGAAAAGCAAGUUGGAGUUUUGACAAAAUAUGGAGUCAACUUAUCAGAAGAUGAAAUUUCUGCCGUUCAAAAUGCAAAUGUUGGUGAUUUAGCGUACGAUAAAAAAUAUACUGGAAUGAAUGCUCCUUCACCGAACAUGGUUAGUGUCCUCACUAACCUUGUGGGUGAAGACAUCACAAAACCGCAAUUCAACGGCAACAAUGUGAAAAUGUCCAGGAAAAAUGACCGUACCAAAUGCGAAAAUCCCUAUGCAAAGUUUUAUUUGAAUGGUCUUGCAAAGAGAUCUCAGAGAUUUUUUCAGGUUGACAAGCGUAAGAAAGUGUCGAAUUUACAAAGCAAUUCUUUUGUAGAUGAUAAAAGUAACCCUAAUUUUAGCUUUCAGAGUGCUUCUGACCAUUUUGUUAGUGAUGAUGGUCUUGAGUUACACAAAGAUUUGGAUGAUUUGAAUCGGUCUUUCAUGUCUGAAAAUGAAAUUAAAUACGAGUCGGAAAGUACGUGUGAUGAAACCAAUACAAGUAAUCUGAAUGCUUAUUCUAGUAUUAAAAAUGAGUCCCUGGACAGUGAUAUUGAGAAUAAGAGAAGUAGUAUUGAGAUUAAGGCGGAGUCUCAAUGUGCGCCAGUUGUACAGUCGCCCAAAGCAAGCAAUACAUACCUUCCGUCUUUAAAUAUUUCAGAAGAAAACAUAUCUUUUGAGAAGAAAUCUGAAAAUUUCCCUGUGAAAAUUGAGCCUGUCAACAGCAAUACUGAGUAUGACAAAUCAUCUGAGUUUGAAAAAGUGAAAAAAGAACCCAUAGUGAAGGAAGAAGAAAGCACAGCAAAAUGUACAAGUGAAAAUGACUCUAGUUCCUUUAAUGCGGCAGAAGUCGUCACAUGUAAAAAUGAAGAAAACAGUCUGGAUACAUCAGCCUUGACUAUUAACGUUAAAGCUGAAAGCAACUUAAGUAUUAAUAAUGACACUUCUGGCAGAAAAAUAAAAGUUGAAGUUGAUGCAAAGCUAAAUUCACCAGUUUGUGUGUUGGUUGAUUCCAAUGUACCCUUGCUUGCACUGAAAACUGGAAAGUUGAAAAUUGAAUCCAAAACAAUGGAAGGCUUUAAAAAUUCUAACAUUAAAAAUGAUCCAAUAAUCUCUAAUUGUAACAACAGUUCCGUUGAAAAUAUAAACACAAAAAAGACUUCCAUUAAAGAUUGUAGUUUGAAUAAAGAUAAAAUGGACCCUAAAGUGUGUCUUGUACCAUACAAAGGCUCUGUCCGAACUCAGUCACCUUUACCUCUAAGUACUACAGAAAAUGUUAGCAAAUUGAGUCCAAAACAUAAUCAGUAUCAACACUCAUCGAAAUCAUCUAAACAGAAACCCAAGAACAUCAACACAUCUCACCCAGCUGCACCUCUAUCUGUAAAUAAGCAACAUCCUUCAUCUCCAUCUACGAAGUGCCAGGAUAAAAAUCCAUUUUCGAAAGCUGAUCCCCCCGAGGAACAACAGAAAGGGAAUUCCGAUGGAAAGGAAAAGGUCCAAGAAGUGCAAGUGCCGAAGAAAGAUACGCUGCGCGGGUAUAAGAUUCCCAAAAAACCCAGGACAGACAAACCAGAGGAAAACAGCUUGGAUUUGAAGCGGGGCAACUCGCCGCUUUCCCCCCUGCCCGAUAUAACCUCGACUAGCCUGAGCAGCUAUCAUGCGAAGGGAAAAUCGUCUUGGAGAAAACUUGAACCUCGGACAACCAAAGCUGUCCCCAGCAAUUCUCGUACUAAUCUCAACGGAGAUGUCCACAAUCAGGACGCAGAGAGAAUAGUCAUAAAGUUGAAAAAGGACACUUCGAAUCCCGAGCUGCAGCAUUGGAAGUCGGAUUCCAACGCCUUCUUGCGGGGAGGCAUGCCGUGUGGUUGGAUUGGAGAGUUCCAGUCCAUGCCUCCUCCCAUGUUGCAUCCUCCUUUCCCUCCUCGCCCAAUAGGAGGAGGACCCUGGCCCAGGAUGAGGCCGCGGGGCGGGUUCCCAAGGAUACCAAUGAACUAUCACGGUAGCACAUACACAUGA